UAUUCUUUCCUCUUUUUCUCUCCGUUCCCAUUACUGGAAGAAUGAAAUGAAGAGAUAGAAACCCCAAAAGGCCAAGGGAAAACAUAAGUGUGACUUUGGUCGUAGCAAAUGCGUGGUACCAAAAAGAUGCAAUUAAACUAUUGAAUUGGAAGCUGAGUUAGUAGUAAUUUGAGAGAGAGAGAGAGACUCAUCCACUUCUUCCAUUUCCACGCCUUCUUCAUUCACACAACACAACAUAACACAAAAAGCUCUCCCUAGUAUCUAGAGACAGAAUUUCCAACACACUCGCUUCUCAGAGCGCGUGCCCUUCAAACAUGAUCAUCAUCCACUUCUUCCUAGGACCUGUCUCAGAUUCUUCAUAGAGGAGUACUGCUGCUGAUCACUGGAUCUUUCAAAUUUGGAAUGGUUUGAUGGGAAACAUGAGUUGCAGCUUCAACCAGACUGAUUCAGUUGAGUGCUGUGAAGCUGAAAUUCAGAAGGCUGAUUCUCAGGAAUCUGGUCCUCCCUUGAAGAAGUCAAAAACUGAAAUUUUGGCCUCUCAAAAUGUAGAUAACUGUGAAAUGGAGGAAAGUGAGGAUAGACUUAGUGACAUGCCGGAUUGUAUUAUCCAUCAUAUCUUGUCAUUUAUGGAAACAAAGGAUGCAAUUCAAACUUGUGUUUUAUCGAAGCGGUGGAGGUACCUUUGGGCUUCAGUUCCCUGCCUGAAUUUCAGCAGCAAAUCAUUCAUGCGAUUGGUUGACUUUAAGAAGUUUGUGCUGUGGGUCCUAAACCAUCGCGAUUCUUCUCAUGUCAAACUUCUUGUUUACUACCGUUUUGGGGUAGAUUAUGCGACAGAUCAAGGUCUAUUGAAUAAGGUUAUUGAAUAUGCAGCAUCACAUGGGGUGGAAGAAAUCAAAAUCAAUCUCCGGGCAAAAACUGCUGGCAGAACCUCUGGCAGUCCACCAGUUGAAAUUCCUUUUUCUUUAUUUACUUGCCAAUCUUUGAAAAAGCUCGAGUUAAAAGAUUGCCAUCCUACGAAUGGGUCAUCAUCCCUUUUAGGUUGCAAAUCAUUGGACAUUUUGCAUCUGGAACAGUUUUCAAUGCAUCCUGUUGCAGCUGACUUUUCAAAUCCAUUUGCAAGUUUGGCAGAACUAUUUGGUUUUACAACUUUGACAACUCUGCAUCUAAAUAACUUCAUUCUGUGUUAUACAGGAACUGACUGUCUGGAUCCAUUUGCUAAUUGUGUCCAUUUGAAGAAUUUGCACCUAAGUGAAAUGUCCUUUAAGUCAGAUUUGAACCCUAAGGAUUUUGUGAUAUCUGCUCCUAAACUUAGUAACUUGAAUCUGAUGUGCAACCGCUUUAAAUGCAAGAUUGUAGUUGCUGCACCACAGCUUUCCAAUUUCAUUUACUUGUAUUCUACACCUUGUGCCUUUUUUGAGUUUCGGCUUCCUUCUAUGGAUGGCUUGGUCAUUGAUAUACAUGAACCACAUGAUCGAUUGGAAAAAUGUCGUCGAAGGAAAAAAGAGGAGACUUUACAUGGUUUGAUCAAUAUGUUACAGGGACAUCAUAAUGCAGAAGCUGUUAAACUAUCCUUCUGUACAGUUAAGGUUACUUGUGGAGCGUCAGCCCUUGUGAAGCCAGCAUGUUUGCCUUCUACUAAAUUGAAGUCAUUGAACUUUGGAGUUGGAUCAACAUAUAAAAUCUUCAUCAACAACCUUGACCAUAUAACAGCCUACUUCCGCAAUUGUUCUCAGCAUGCAGACUUUGAGAUUGUGACUGUUUAGAAUGUAUUCAAAGGAUACUUUGCAGAGGAGGUUUGGCUCAUGCUGAGGUUAAAGUUAACCCCAAUACUUGGAUCCUUAUGAUCUGAAACAAGAAUUAGUGCUUGGUAUAAUUUGAUUGGGAAGAAACUGGGAUAUAUUCAUAUAUGUGGUUGAUUUUUGAAAAACAGGCUAUAAUGAAAUAGAAAUUCAAAUACUUUUUUUUGCAAAUUUGUAUCUUGACUCUCAUUUUAUGGUCAUAUCUCCCCCCUCCCCCAAUGAAUGAAUACAGACCUUUUUUAUUUUAAAAUA
Messenger RNA from Glycine soja, 2051 nucleotides. Its product is annotated as putative F-box/FBD/LRR-repeat protein At1g78840. The transcript is spliced from 4 exons. The record is from RefSeq and is a predicted model, not a curated record. NCBI's taxonomy places the organism in Eukaryota, Viridiplantae, Streptophyta, Magnoliopsida, Fabales, Fabaceae. Gene Ontology annotation, molecular function: protein binding. The coding region runs from base 411 to 1763 and encodes 450 amino acids.